CGCCCUUGGUCUCCCGGAGCUGUAGGUCUUCCUGGGACGGCGCCAUGCUUCCGAACCAAGCCACUUCUUGGUAUCGGCGCAUGUCGGUUGUUUACGCUCUGGGUGCCUGGACGAUGCUGGGCUCUAUGAUUUUAUACGGCAAGAAAGAUAAAAAGCCGGCAGGUACUGAUACAGUCUUCGGUGAUGAAGUACUACAAAGGAAUGCACCAAUAAAUGAAUUAACUGAGUCUCCAAAAGGGUUUUAUGUGGAAACAAUUAUCACAUAUAAAGAAGACUUUGUUCCAAUUACUGACAAGAUUCUCAGCUAUUUGAAAUCAUGGACUGGUGGCCCUGGACCCAAAUCAUGAUUACUGAAUUCUCAAACCCAGGACUUUGGUUCAGUAUAUUGAUUUGAAAGAUGCCUCGAUUUCUAUUUUAUGUGUGUGAAAGUGUGUAUAUUUAAUUUUUCUGUAAAAUCGAAUCUAAUAACAGGCAAUAAAUAUUCGUAAAGGUAAA
Erinaceus europaeus (western European hedgehog) is the source of this 495-nucleotide messenger RNA. RefSeq names its product small integral membrane protein 26 (gene SMIM26). Gene Ontology annotation, cellular component: mitochondrion. Lineage: Eukaryota; Metazoa; Chordata; Mammalia; Eulipotyphla; Erinaceidae. The record is from RefSeq and is a predicted model, not a curated record. The coding region runs from base 45 to 347 and encodes 100 amino acids. The transcript is spliced from 2 exons.